Capsella rubella is the source of this 1190-nucleotide messenger RNA. Its product is annotated as LOB domain-containing protein 30. The transcript is spliced from 2 exons. Gene Ontology annotation, biological process: hormone-mediated signaling pathway; positive regulation of DNA-templated transcription. The record is from RefSeq and is a predicted model, not a curated record. The coding region runs from base 302 to 997 and encodes 231 amino acids. NCBI's taxonomy places the organism in Eukaryota, Viridiplantae, Streptophyta, Magnoliopsida, Brassicales, Brassicaceae. Gene Ontology annotation, cellular component: nucleus.
UAUUUUUGGUAAUAACAAGACUAAUUAAAUUAAUAUUAUUUUACUUGUUUUCUUAUCUACUAAAUAAGUAUUAAUGAAUAAGUGAGAGGGGAAAUGAAAAUAUUUGCAAUUACCAACAACCAAACCCUAGUUUUGUUUACGUCCGAUCUCCUUCUUCUCCUCCUUUUUUUUUCCUCCCAAACGUUCCCUUUUUUUUUUUUUUGUCUUUCUUUUGCUUUUAAUCACGAACCAAAAAGCAUCCUAAUCUCGAUGAAUUAGCUCCAUAUAUCACAAAACCCUAAUCACCAGUCAGCUAAAAAGGAUGAGCGGCAGCGGAAUAAACCCUAGCAGCAGCGGUGGAGGAGGAGGAGGAGGACCUUGCGGCGCGUGCAAGUUCUUGAGACGCAAGUGCGUCGCUGGCUGCAUCUUCGCGCCUUACUUUGACUCCGAGCAAGGGGCGGCGCACUUCGCGGCCGUUCACAAGGUGUUCGGAGCGAGCAACGUCUCCAAACUCCUCCUCCAUGUUCCCGAGCAUAAACGACCGGACGCCGUCGUUUCAAUCUGUUUCGAGGCUCAGGCUCGCCUCAGAGACCCUAUCUACGGCUGCGUCUCUCACAUCGUCUCUCUUCAGCAACAGGUGCUAAGUUUGCAAACUGAGCUUUCAUAUCUACAAGCACACUUAGCAACUCUAGAGCUGCCGCAACCUCAACCACCAGCGGUUCCGGUGUCCUCCUCCGGAUCUCCCCUGCAGGCUCUUUCGAUAACGGACCUCCCAACGAUAUCGCCGUCGGUGUACGACCUCUCCUCCAUCUUCGAGCCGGUCAUGUCCUCCACGUGGGCAAUGCAGCAACAACCACGACCGUCGGACCAUCUCUUCGGGCUCCCGUCAUCGUCCAGUAUCGGUGGAGGUGGUGACCUCCAAGCACUGGCGCGUGAGUUUAUUCACGGCGGACAAAUGCCAUCUCAGCCAUCUCCGGGAACCAGUGGUUCUGCCUCAACAAUGAUAAAACGAGAAUAAUGUUAUUUUUACAAAUGUUUGUUUAUUUGGACGUUAAUUAUGAGAUCUAUAGCUAAUUAGCCGCCACAUAUGUGUUCUCCUUGUAAUGUAUUCAUAUAUACUUUGGAUCGAAUUCGUAUUUAAAUUGUUGGCUAGAAUGUUAAUAUAAGAACUAUAUAUAUGAUCUACGAUUGAUCCGAGUAUGUUUUAUGUA